GGCUAUAACAUCAACGUGGGGUUUCAAAAAUUUAAACUUUUUCCCAUGGCAACCUCAAAGAUUCUCAUACUUGUUUUCUUUGUGAUUUUGGGUUUCGGAAUAUGUUGUUCCGCUAGAACACUCCUUACUGUAGACGAAACCAACAACGAUUUUGUUGGUGUAGAUCUACACAGAGAUGGUCAUAAACAUGGUGGUGAUGGUGGAGGUGGUGGAAAUGCUGGAGAUUUUGGUAAUGGUGGAAGAGGUGGAGGGGGUGGCAGCGGAGGCAGAUUUGGGGAUGGCGGAGAUGGUGGAGGAGGUGGACGUGGUGGGUUUCAUGGAGACGGCGGCACUGGUGGAGGUGGUGGCAAUGGUGGCAUUUAUGGAGACGGAGGAGACGGUGGACACGGCGGAAACGGAAUACACGGAGGUGGUGGUGGUGGAGGUGGCGGUGGAGGAGGAGGUGGAAUAGGUGGUCAAAAUGGUGGAAGAGGUGGAGAUGGGGGAAGUGGUGGAGGUCAUCACCCUUAA
Molecule: messenger RNA, 510 nt
Organism: Arachis ipaensis
Lineage: Eukaryota; Viridiplantae; Streptophyta; Magnoliopsida; Fabales; Fabaceae
Source: RefSeq, a predicted model, not a curated record